AUGUUCCACAUCUUCGGCGCCCGCGAAACAGGCGCCAAACCAGGCUUCGGCCUCGCCGGCGCCUUCAUCAACGACAUCAACAACGCCUACCCGUCCGCCACAACCGAAGCAAUAGCAUACCCAGCAAACGGCCAAGCAAACCUCGAAAACCAGACAUACAAAGACUCCGUCCGCUAUGGAGUUGGGAAUGCCACGCAGCAGGUAGCAGCGUUUGCGAAGAUGUGCCCUGAUGCAAAGAUUGUCUUGGUGGGGUACUCGCAAGGCUCAAAGUUCGAUGCCAGACCUUCAGAUCAGAUUCACUGUGGCGAUUUUGAUGAUACAAUUCAGCUUUACUGCGAUGCUGACGACGAAUUCUGCACCAAUGGGACUAGUCUGGCAAUUCACAAUGGGUAUCAUGGUGUGUAUGGGAAGCAGGCACUGGCUUUCGUUAAGAGCAAAUUGGGGUGA
Messenger RNA from Fulvia fulva, 447 nucleotides. RefSeq names its product Acetylxylan esterase 2. The transcript is spliced from 3 exons. Bases 1 to 447 code for a protein of 148 amino acids. The record is from RefSeq and is a predicted model, not a curated record. NCBI's taxonomy places the organism in Eukaryota, Fungi, Ascomycota, Dothideomycetes, Mycosphaerellales, Mycosphaerellaceae. Gene Ontology annotation, molecular function: hydrolase activity.